Molecule: messenger RNA, 1128 nt
Organism: Plasmodium coatneyi
Lineage: Eukaryota; Apicomplexa; Aconoidasida; Haemosporida; Plasmodiidae
Product: KIR protein
Exons: 3
Coding region: 1-1128 (375 amino acids)
Source: RefSeq, a predicted model, not a curated record
AUGUAUAGCGAAGUUCCUCAGGACAAAAUUGCAAAUACUGCGUGUUUAUUAUCUACAAUGAAUACAAUGCAUACAAAGAAAAGUCAGCCUUCAUGUAAAGAGAAGUUGUGUAACUUUUUUUAUUUUUGGUUAGGUGACAAACUAGAGGGAAAAUUGAAAGGAGGAUAUGCUAAACUUAAGGAAGUUAUACAAAGCAUCUAUAUUAAAUUGAACGAUGGGCCCAACAACGAACUGUGUGCUAACACUUUUUUGGACAGUACUAUGCACAAUACUGUUAACAGUAGCAUCUUGAAACAGAGAAAAAAAGUCUUCGAUUAUUACUACGACUACCGAACCAUAUGGACGAAAAUAAAAGACUCUCAGGCUGCCGGAACUCCGUGUACUACUGCAUAUGACACCUACCUAACUGGAGUUAAGGGAACUGAUGAAGAUCGUGGAGAUCGUGGAGCUGAUGGUGCUUAUGGACAAAUAAAAGCAAGUGGGUCACUUAAUCAAGAUCUGUACUUUAAAAAAUUUUGGGACAAGUUCGAAGGUAAUGGUGUUAGUGGUGGUGGUACUAUCCCAGAACCAUCAAAACUGAAGUCUAAAGCUACGGGAGGGGAUGAUCCCCCUCCACCAUCACCAGACGCAGAGGAGGCAAAUCUCCUUUCCUGUUUGGACCAGUUGUCCUCAACAGUUUCUUCAAAACCUUCAGUAGUUGCUGCAUCAUCACCACAGGUGGAGGAUGGUGGUACCACCACCACCCCGGCUAUUAUCUCUUCCACACUAGGCACACUAAUUGGAUUACCAACACUUGCUUUUAUGUUAUAUAAGUAUAAUCUUUUACCCCCCUGGAUCAGGAACACAUUUAAGGGACGAGGAAGGAACAGAAGAAGGAAAAGAUCCGCCAUCAGACGCAACUUCGAAACCCUCACAACAGACACCUCUUCAUUAUAUACAACCGAUAAUUCUACAUAUAAACCAUUCUUCUUUAAUAAACAUAACCACUCUGAAGGGAACAGAAGAAAAAGAUCCAUCAGCAGUAAAUUGAACAGGUUCUCAGGUGACGACACUUCCAUAGAAUAUUCGUCAGAAUAUUCCACAGCAGGAGAUGAUGGAAAAGUAUAUUCUGUCCCUUAUAUUAGAUAA